This is a messenger RNA of Nerophis ophidion (straightnose pipefish), 1501 nucleotides long. RefSeq names its product carbonyl reductase 1 (gene cbr1). Lineage: Eukaryota; Metazoa; Chordata; Actinopteri; Syngnathiformes; Syngnathidae. Gene Ontology annotation, molecular function: carbonyl reductase (NADPH) activity. The record is from RefSeq and is a predicted model, not a curated record. The coding region runs from base 112 to 939 and encodes 275 amino acids. The transcript has 7 exons.
UUUUUCCGGCUAUGCGCGCUGAGGCUGCGCAGUGGCACCAAGCUUUUUCCGCGGUCUUCCUUUGCCGUUCAGCAAAUUUUCGCCUUCGACAAAAACUCCAACUUGCGAGCAAUGUCCACCAGGGUUGCCGUGGUAACUGGCGGGAACAAGGGAAUUGGCAAGGCCAUCGUCCAGGCGCUCUGCAAGCAGUUCCAGGGCGAUGUUUACCUCACGGCCAGAGACACGGGGCGGGGUCAGGACGCGGUGUCGUCCUUGUCCUCUGAGGGCCUGAAGGUCCACUUCCAGCAACUGGACAUCAACGACCACAGUAGCAUCAACGCGGCAGCCGCCUUCUUCAAGGACAAGUAUGGCGGCGUGGACGUGCUGGUCAACAACGCCGGCAUCGCUUUUAAAGGUGCUGACACGACUCCAUUUGCCAUCCAGGCCGAGGUCACGCUGAAGACUAACUACUUCGCCACUCUGGACGUGCUGACCCACUUCCUGCCUCUCGUCAAGGCCGGAGGCCGCGUGGUCAACGUGUCCAGCUUCGUCAGCGUGCGCAGUCUGAAUAAGUGCAGCCCGCAGCUGCAGGAGCGUUUCCGCAGCGAGGACAUCACGGAGGAGGAGCUAACGCAACUCAUGCAGCGCUUUGUGGACAGCACCAAGAAGGACCAGCACAAGCAAGACGGCUGGCCUGAGACGGCGUACGGCGUGUCCAAGAUCGGCGUGACGACUCUGUCCAAGAUCCAGGCCAGGCGUGUGUCCAAAGAGAGACCAAAUGAUCAGAUCCUGGUGAACGCGUGUUGUCCCGGGUGGGUGCGCACCGACAUGGCCGGACCCAAAGCCCCCAAGUCUCCAGAGGAGGGCGCCGUGACGCCCGUCUACUUGGCCCUGCUCCCUGCCGGCGCCACGGAGCCUCACGGCGAGUUUGUGUCCGACAAAGUGGUCCAAGCCUGGUGAAGGUUCUUUUCAGUCCACUCUUUACUCUUCUUUGAAUCCAAACACUCAUAAUUUAAUCCAAGCAUUCUUAAAUAAAGGGAAUAAACAUUUUUUAUAGCAGCUUUAAAAUCAAAAGACAAAUCAAAUGAGUCACAUUACUGAACGCUAACAUGUUUUCAACUGUUUUGUGCUUGAUGAAGUUGCUCAGUCAUGUCAAAGUCAUGUGACCAGUCAUGUGACUUUCCCAGGCUGUGAAAAUAGUGUGCCAAAUAAGCUAGCUCAUUUGCAAAAGUAUAUUUUUGAUCAAUUUAACGAUUGUAAUGUUUACUGGUAGGAAAAAUAUUGCAAUUGAAAGGUUCUUACUAGAGAUGUCCGAUAAUGGCUUUUUUUUUCAGAUAUUCCCAUAUUGUCCAAUUCUUAAUCACCGAUUCCGAUAUCAACCGAUACCGAUAUAUACAGUCGUGGAAUGAACACAUUAUUAUGCCUGAUUUUGUUGUGAUUCCCGGCUGGAUGCAUUAAACAAUGUAACAAGGUUUUCCAAAAUAAAUCAACUCAAGUUAUGGGGAAAAAAAUGCCAACAUGA